This is a messenger RNA of Maniola jurtina (meadow brown), 926 nucleotides long. RefSeq lists its product as uncharacterized. The transcript has a single exon. The coding region runs from base 37 to 747 and encodes 236 amino acids. The record is from RefSeq and is a predicted model, not a curated record. NCBI's taxonomy places the organism in Eukaryota, Metazoa, Arthropoda, Insecta, Lepidoptera, Nymphalidae.
GAGCCACUUCAGUUAAUAGUGAAACAAAGAAAGAAAAUGAUCGCGAUAUUGUUAGUGAGUCUGUUAGCAUGCGCGAGCGCAGCGCCGCGGUGGCAUCAACACCACCGCUCAGCCCCGUCACCGUUCGAUGGCAGCUUGGAGCGAUACUUGAACGAGCAAAUGUUCGACACGAACAGGUUCUGGGAUGAACUAAGCAGAGAUCUAAACCGAGAGAUGAUGGAGCUGGAAACAGUGUUAUCCGACUUCAGCAAACAUUUCCCGAGUAUAUCUUCCUCGGAAGGAAUUGAAGGGAACGAGUACAAGAUCUCGAUUCCUUUAACCGGGUUCGAGGAGAAAGACAUUGUUGUUAAAGCCAGGAAGGGAUUACUCAUGGUUCAAGCGGUUAGUUCCGGUGUGAACCAUAAUAGCUACAUGGAUGUAAGGACGCUGCCGGCGUGUGUGGGGGAACAGGGCAGCUGGUCUUAUGAAAAUGGUGUUCUGAAGAUCGUUUUUCCAGUCGUACAAAGCAGCGAUAGCGGAACCAAAGAACUUACUCCUGCAGUUGAUGCAGAAGCUGUCACCCCAGUUCCGGACCGCAGUCGAGAGGAGACCGAAAGCCCGGUCUAUGAAAAUGGAGACAUAGAUUUAGUCAGAGGCGAUUUGGGCAAGAACAAUGAAAUACAGACCAACGAGAUUCCUAAAGUGGAAGCCACAACUUACGCGGUUGACUUGAAAGGCGAUGUAGAAUUUGUGCCUGUACAAUAUUAAAUGCCAGACAAUUAAUCUAUAAGAUUAAUCUCUUAUAAAAAGCCCUUUGUGAACCUUGUUAAUGUAUAAUGUACUAUGUUUUUUUGAAAUUUACAACUUCGGUAUGGGCAAUAGUCAUGUUAUUUGUCUUGAGUCACUUUGGUUAUAUAGUAAAGUAAAUAAUGAAGUAAAUCACAUUA